Dreissena polymorpha is the source of this 1337-nucleotide messenger RNA. Its product is annotated as 2-oxoglutarate and iron-dependent oxygenase domain-containing protein 2-like. Gene Ontology annotation, molecular function: oxidoreductase activity, acting on paired donors, with incorporation or reduction of molecular oxygen; iron ion binding; L-ascorbic acid binding. The transcript is spliced from 6 exons. Bases 99 to 1115 code for a protein of 338 amino acids. NCBI's taxonomy places the organism in Eukaryota, Metazoa, Mollusca, Bivalvia, Myida, Dreissenidae. The record is from RefSeq and is a predicted model, not a curated record.
AUUCGCUUAAUUCCAAGCGUCGUCACGACACGCGCCAUCUGUCAAAACAACUGGGACGUGGACAAACUAACUUGUAGUUUUAAAGGCCUCUGGUUAUAAUGACAUUUUGCAUUUGUAAAUGUUUUAUGUCAAGAAAUAUUUAUAUCAAGUCCCUGGAUGUUCAUCUAGACUUUUUUAGUAAAAGUCAGUUCCUACAAUCCUAUAACAAGCUUCUUUCUGACACCUGUCAAGGUUCUUAUCACCUAAGCAAGGUUUUGGAAGAGGUAGAGGAAGAAGUAUCAAGACGCAAGAGGUUGACUUUAGAUUCUGUCGAAAGACAAAAAUACAUUCAGCAAAAUUAUACACGUCUUCACCCAGAGAUCUUUGAUUUCCAGGAAGAUUUUCUGUCCCCAGAUUUUCUGCGCCUUGUAAGCUUCUGUAAACAAGAUGAGGCCAGAUUUGAAGGAGUUUGUGCCUACCUGUCAGAGACCAAUGUUGAGAGGACCUACACAUUCCCUGUUUUCACAGCCAAGUUCUGCAGACUGUUUUUAGAGGAGAUCAUGCAUUUCGAACAAAGUGAUGUUCCAAAAGGAAGACCCAACACUAUGAAUUCAUAUGGCGUUCUACUGGAUGAGCUUGGAAUGUACAGGUUCAUAGAUGUCUUCAGAGAGAACUAUCUUGAACCAAUCACUAGCCUUCUGUACCCAGAUUGGGGCGGAGCUAUGCUUGACUCUCACAAGGCCUUCAUCGUUCAGUAUGGCCAUGGCAAGGACGUUGACCUUGGCUAUCACUAUGACAACGCAGAGGUGACCUUGAAUGUUGCGUUGUCUCCAGAAGACUCAUUUGAAGGUGGUGAUUUGUUCUUUGGCGCAAUGAGGAAUGAAAUUGAUUCACAGAAAAACUGGAAAACUUAUAGCCACCGUCCUACGGUGGGAAUUCUACAUAGGGGCCAGCACAGGCAUGGUGCAUAUCCAAUUAUGCAGGGAUCCAGGUAUAACUUGAUUGUUUGGAUGCGGGCCUCAGCUGUGAGAAACAAGAAAUGUCCAAUGUGUGACGCAGUGCCAGACUUGGAGGAAACUACAGGAUAUGGUGAUGGGUUUACUAGACAGACUAUGGAUGUGUGCUCUGUAGUGUAGGAUGAAUUGCAAUUUGGUGAUAUUUGUAUGCUAUAAAUUGAACACCACUUUGUAUAAAUGUUAACUGGGCCAAGUUGGUCAAAACUUUAAUUUUCAAUAAAACUCAAUUAAGCUAUUAUAAAUACCAGCACCAUAUUAUCGGUUCCUUUGAGGAUCACCAUGUGUUAUUAUUUAUCCAAAAUAUUGUCUGAUUAACAUGAAAUAAUAAAAUUAAAAUUUUGA